AUGAAGCCUCUUUUCUUCCUCGUCCUGUGCCUCUGCUGCGUGGCUCCGUCUGGGGUAACACUCGCUGACGAAAACGGUAGGAAAACAACAAUUUUAUAACUCUAUGAAAUUCACACAUCACGGAAUAAAACUUAAUAGUCAACUUUUAAAACACACGCGUUGGGGAUCCAUGGCCGGCUCGUCUCUUAGGGCCUGUAGGCCGUCACCCAGGGCCCAGAAAUGUGUUAUGGAGGCCCAUCAGCGGCUCACAGUGAAAGAUUUAAAGAAGUAUUAAUUCCAUCUCUCCGGAGGGCACUGGUGAACGCCUGCUCAAUUGGGAAUAAAACUUCUGCGCCUCAUGAUUUAAUCCAGUCAAAACUAGAUUUCUUUUUUGUUACGGAAACUUUGCAGAGGACUGAGGAGCAAGCCCUCCUCAUCGAAUUUUAGUGGGUCUUUCUCUAUAAAAGUAAACAACUCCAAGUCAAGGACAGGUGAGUUCGAUUCCUGGGGAUUUCUUUUUUCUUUUUUUCUUUUCUUUUCUUUUCUUUUCUUUUUUUUUUUUUUUUGUAGUUUUUUUGUAGUUUUUUUCUUUUUUCUGUUGACACCACCUAUUUUCUCAUGUUCCUCACUGGGUAAGCUCUCAACCCCGUUACACAAAUGAUUUCACCCCCAUAAAUACAAUAGUAUGGUCCACAAAAGCAUUUACAUCAAGAAGUGACAUUAGUGGAGUCUUUUGGACAGCAAACAGCAGAGACAGGUAUGUUGCUCCCUUCAUUUCCUUUAUUCUGGUCAUUUAUCUUAUGGUAUUGUAUUUCUCAAACUCAACGACUCAACGCCGUCACAUGAAAAAAAGAAAGGAAAAAUGUUUUUUUUAAUUUUUGUUAUUUUAAGUAUAAAUGUUAACUCUGGAUCUCAUACAUUCCAUGUGCUCCCUCUCUCUCUCUCUGGUAUUCACUUCAUUGAGCAGUGGCCAUUUUGUGCUAAAAUCACAACCCCGUCAUACAACUCCAUUACGUGUUUGAUUGUAACAGGGUUGUUAAGUUUUCCAUUUUUUUUAAAUCAGUUGUUAUUUCAAUCAACAUUUUUAUACCACAUACAUGCUGAAUGUGCUCUAUGUUCUAUGUUGAAGCUGUGAGUAGGAUGGCACCAAGAACAGCAGCAGAAAGGCAGAGAAAGUAUCGAGAAAGCCUUAAAGCUGAUCCUGAAAGAAGGGAGAAAUACCUGCAGAGUGAAUGUGAGAGAUUGACAAAGAAUGUAGCGGCGAGGAAAGAGAAAUCAGAGAAAGAGAGCAACCUAAGAAAAGAAAAAUGCAGAGAGAAGGAGAAAGGAGAGGAGAGGAGUGCCCAAGAACUUAAGCUGAAGAAGAACAUGCAGGGGGAGAGUCUGAUCCAUGUUGAAAACUACAGCUGUAGAUACAGUUCUCAAGUUCAGGAGCUUCAUAUCAGCAAUUAAUGAAUUAAGAGGCACAGGCACACACACACAUGCAUACACACACUGACAGGCGCAUACACAGCUGCGUUUCCAUUACAUUUUUUCGCAAUAUAAAAGCGAUGUUUAUCAAAUUUCGACAAAGUACAAUUGCGAUUUGCGGGUGUUUCCAUUGAAUGGUGUUCAGUGCACAAGCGAGCCGUCUGCCUCUCGCGAGCCGUGUUUGAAUGGCCGUUGCCUAGCAACGAGGUAAACUUCCUGCCCUUGCGAGCUCGUAUUCCUUAAGCCUUUUUGCACACCAACAUGGACGAGACACAAAACAUUUUGCGUUUUGGAGCAGCUAUUUCUGUGACCAUUACUGCUGUUGCCGCUGCUGUCAUCAGAAGACGAAGGCAGCGGGUGAUAAUUCAAAGGCAAAGCCCGAAUGUAUGGGAGCGGACACGGAUGAAGGAUUUCUGGGAGAGGGUCGUUAAUGAGGAAUUCACAGACGAAUUGUGGAUUCAAAACUUCAGAAAAUACAAAUACAAUUCAAAACUUCAGAAAUAACUCCGUCUCCUCCCCCGUCCACACAUACCGCGUCAUCUUUGCUUGAAAUGAACUGAUCACACGACCCGCUACGUCACGUCCGGUGACAGAGAAUUGCGAGAAUAGUGUUUCCAUUACACUUUUGCGAUAAACUUCUACAUCGACACGUCUGAAAAACCACCUCAUGAGAGCGUAAAAACUUUUUAGCGAUACUUGAGAGGUUUUUCGAAAUUUAGCUGUUUCCAAUACCAGUUUUCUAUUGCGAUAUUUAGGUUUUGGGCAAAUCUAUGGGUAAUGGAAACGCAUGGACACUGACACUGCUACAGACAAACAAACUGAAAUGAUUAACUGUUUGAGUGUUGUUAUCAUGACUAUAGUUAAUCAGUUUACAAGUUUAAUUGUAUGAAAUAGGAUUGGCCUUUAUGCCUGGACACGCACACACACACACACACACACACACACACACACACACACACACACACACACACACACACACACACACACACACACACACAUACAUUUGUACAACUCAAUGUACACAGUUUGACUGUUGUUAGGUGUUGUAAAGAGGCCUUUGUAGUUGUUUUAACUUUAGUUUAAUAUAACUCAGUUCAACUGCAAUUAAUAUUUUGACUUUAAAUAAUGACUCACUUAUUUGAAGGCCAGGAAAAUUAUAUAUGUAUGUAUAUAUAAAUUAUAUAUGUAUGUAUAUAUAUAUAUAUAUAUAUAUAUAUGUAUUGUUGUUAGGUGUUGUAAAGAGGCCUUUGUAGUUGUUUUAACUUUAGUUUAAUAUAACUCAGUUCAACUGCAAUUAAUAUUUUGACUUUAAAUAAUGACUCACUUAUUUGAAGGCCAGGAAAAAUAUAUAUAUAUAUAUAUAUAUAUAUAUAUAUAUAUAUAUAUAUAUAUAUAUAUAUUAGACACUAUUAUAAUAUAUAUUACACACUAUUAUAUAUUAUAUAUAUUAUAUAUAUAUAUAUAUAUAUACUGUAUAUAUAUAUAUAUAUAGAUAGAUAAUAUAAUAUGUUAUAUAUAUACAUACAUAUAUAUGUGUAUAUAUGUAUAUUUAUAUACAUAUAUAUACAUAUAUAUUUAUAUAUGUAUAUAUACAUGUGUAUAUAUAUAUAUAUGUAUAUAAUGAGUGUGUGUGUGUACAUUUUUUUUAUAUGUAUAUGGACAUGUAUUGCUGCAGCUAAGCUCCUGACAAGAUCAUCCAAAUGGACCCAUGCGACACCACUCCUCAUGUCUUUACACUGGCUCCUCAUUCAAUUCAGAACGAAACUUAAAUGACUUGUUCUUGUGUUCAGAGCUUUGCAUGGACAAUAUCCAAGCUUGGAUAUCAGAGUCCUGCUGAAGCCUUAAAGCUCCAGCAAGACUCUUUGAUCCUCUGAUCGGGGUUUGCUGGUUGUCCCUUGGACCAGAUUACGAACUAAAGGAGAUUGUGCAUUUAAGAUUUUGCUCCGAAACGUUUGAGCUCUUUUCCUCGAAAACUAAGGACUGUGGACACUUUCAAAAAGCUGUUGAAGACCAAUUUGUUCACAUUUGCCUUUGUAUAACCAGGACUUUGGCUGCUAGUAUACUUUUUAUUGAUUUUUAUGUCUUGUUGUCUCUUAAUUUGAUGACUUUGAAGCACUUUGUAACAACUGAAAGGUGCUAUACAAAUCGAGUUUACCAUAAUUAAGAAUUAAAAUCACGAAGAAGACUUUAUAAUUAUCCCAGAGUAACAGAAACUUUGAAACAUUCUCACAAAAAAAAAUCACAUGAUAAAAAAAAAAGCUGGAAAACGUUAUUAAUUUUUGACAAACUGACAGACAUCCUCAAUUGUCCUUUCUUUAUGGCAUAGGACCAGAGGAACUUACUCCAUGCUUUGAUCUGUCUGGUCAUUUGCGGUCCAGUCAGUUUUUUGUGCACCCACUGAGACAGGGAACAAUUAGGUCUUUCCACAGUUUUCCCCCAGAUGACUCGGUUCAAGAAAAUCCUCUCUUUGGGGAUCUGGAUGGUUUAUUAUUCAUUUAUUGAUGGCGAUGGGAUCGCUAGCAAUCCUGUAGAAAACUGUAAAAAAUAUUGGUGUAUGAGAAGUUGUUUGAAACGAACUUGAAUGAAUGUUCCGGACCACCCAAGCAGCUAUAGAUAAACCAAAAUGACGCGCCUGUAACGAGGUUCGCACAAGCGUGGCGUACUCAGCCUGUUGUAGUGAGGUGGUCUGAAGAGAGCGCUGACUUUCACAGAGGUGACAUUAAGUAUGAGGGUUAUGGUUAAAUAAAUACGAUUUAAUGUUGGAUUUACUGGAUGUUUUAAGAAUGUUCAUUGUCGAUUUUAACAUGGUUGCAGUGGUUCAACAUUUUAAUACUUUUUUUUUUGAUAGUAUGAUGUUUCCACUUUUUUCUACUCCAUGUUUUCAGGUUCUUUUGGGCCUUGCUCAAUACUGAUAUUCCACAAUACAACUAAUUCUAAUGAUAAAACUAGUAAUGACAAAAUAAUAAUAAUAAUAAUAAUAAUACUUAAUAAUAAUAAUAAUACGAAAACAAGACAGUGUCGAAACCAACUCAAACCAAACUGAAAAAGAAAACCCCUAAUGAAAAUGUCUGAACUAUUAUAUCCUCGCUGUGCGCUACUACUACAAAAUAUACUGUCACCUGAACUACUAAGAAAUACUGCAUUUUAUUCAGAGUUAUCUGAAUAAUCAGUGAAUAACUGAGAACAUUUGUAUUUUUGUAUUUUUCAUUGUUGCCCAUUCAGUCUCAUUUGUCUGAUUAAUUUUGUUGUUGUUUUGGGAAAAGGCCGAGUUGGUUCCUGAUAACGCAUGGAAUUUUUUUUAAGUUCUGUAUGGAUAAUCCAUAUCUUUCUGAGAUAAUUUACACAAUAUAAUUUAAUGCUUACAGAAACAUGGAUCAUAUUGUCUCGUUUAACUACUUUUUACAUAGCACACUCUCCUUAAAGUUUCUUGCCGGUGGAGUGAUAUUGUGUAAUCUAGCGCGGUGACUAAGUUGCAGUUUCCCCACGGUCAUGGCGGACAUUAAGAACAUGCACGCCAGAGGCCAGAGGCCUGUAUGACGAAACUGGAUUUGGUCUUAGCGAGAUAACUUCUGGAUAACUUCUGGGUUUUCCGUACUACGAAGGUGGAUCUCUUUUUAUCCGGGUCCGUUGCCCCGGUAACUUACGCGGAACGCCAAACCUGCUCCGGAGCAGGUUAUGUUUCAGGAUAAGAGCUCAGCAGGUAUAAAAGACCGCCCAAUGACCAAUCGGAUCUCUUGGAAAAUGACUUGCCCACUUUUGCCGGAUCCCGGGAACAUCGUUGCACCGAUAGUGAGAGGAGCGCUUCGCGUUUAUUUAUGAUCGUUCAAAUCCGUUUGAUUUACCUGAUGACGUUCUCUAUGAACGUUACAGGUUUUCCUCGGACGUCCUCAAUAAAGCAUGAAGUCUAAGCAAUGCACUAAUAUUUGCCAAGCUCCAGGUUCCAAUUUCAUGCAGCAUAUCAGUCAUCAUUCAGAAUUUAUUGAAGCAGAUUAGAAAACUCCUCUUAACCCCAAAUGUGUCUGCAGAUGACGUGACCAUCAGAUGAUGAAGAAAAAAAAAGGCAGUGUGAGGAAAUCGCUGUUUACGCGUUGAAUUAUGUACAAAUAAAAUCUUCCAAUAAACUUACAGACUACUUUAAAUGAUGUUUUUAGAUUUAUUUUUAUUUGCUCCCACGUACUCUUUCCCCACUGCUGUUGUGUCUGAAAUAAUGAGGUCUAUGAUGGAGGUGAUCACACACGCUGCAUGACAACAUAUUAGGGGGCCAUAAAUUUAUGAACGCACAAAUGUAAUUUACACAACCGGUGUAUUUUUUUUGCCAGCAGUCCCUCCAGUUUUUAGCGGCUGUGGCUGUCCUGCUCCUCACUGUUAUAAUGUUGCGGUACUCCUCGUAAAAUAAUGCUCUGUUCCUCGGCUAUGAAAAAUAACGUGCAGCCUUCUCCAUUGUGGAGAUUGGUCCGGUGGAACUGACCCCACCCCCUUUACGUGUGCGCGCACAGAUCUGAAGAGGCCACACCUGAGCUGUGUCCGAAUUGCCAAGUAGUAGUCGAAGUAGUAUCUAGCAUGUCCGAAUUGGCCACCGGAGCGAGUAGCAUGCUACUUCAGAUACUAGACGGGCCCACAUUGUAGGUUGGUCUCGGUGCAUCCAGAGCAGUGGAUUAAACAGAGUGGCGACAACUUCAGAUCUCGCCGCCGGAGCGGUCACGUGGUUCAUGUACCCCCUCCAUAGUUCCAAACGCAGCCUGCACUGUCCAUGCUCUUGAACGGGACAGACUGCAGUGAGCGCGCAUUUAAGAGGUAAAUAUUAAAAUUAACCGUAAAAAUUCAACAUUUGCAACUCUUAUUGGAUUACUGUGUACACGUCAAAGUCACGUACGUAUAUUUAGUGGCUGGAUGACAAAUAAAAGUGAAAUAAGACAAGUUUGGUAACACGUGUUACUUUUUAAUAAGAGAAAAUAAUACAAUAAAGUGGUAAGUAACAGGUGUUAUAAGCUGUUUAAACAACUGUGCAAUGUUUUGAUCUUGCAGCAUGGCCUGCAUAACAUUUUUCCAUGUUAAACAUACGCCUUAAAUGCUGACAGAAUUUAAAAAGUAGCGGCCCCUUAACUCUAUCAUCCCAUAAGCAGAAAUCAAAUUACAUAGCAUUUAUGUUAGUCUAAAAAGAAUAAAUUGCACAUAACAUUGGGUACUGAUAAAGGCUGAAAUCAAAUAUAAAGCCCAUAAGUAACCAUCUCAACAUAUGAUUGAUGAUGAUUUUUCUGUGAUUCAUAACUCAGUCACAGUAAAUUUUGGCAGGCCUCUACAGCUGACGACGUCCAACUAGCAGGCCGUGGCUAAAAAAUCGAUCCCAAUUCCUAACUAAAAAAAAACGUAAUUACAUUUCAAUUUGAGCAUACUAAAAUUAAAAUCAUUUUACAGGGCUAAAAUGAGUCCCUCGAUACCAUUUACACACGUAUUGGCAUUACGUUCGUUGAUGCAAUAUUUUACCUCGGGGAGUGUGGGAGCAAACCGUGGCUAAAAAAAUCGAAAAAAAAACGUUAUUACAUUUGGGAUAUACAUUUUUACAUAUAAAGGGGUCCCCUCGAUAUCAAUAACACAUGUAUUGGCAUUAAAAUUGUUGAUAUUUUAUCAUUUAACCUCGGUGAGUGCUUGCCUUGUGGCCAUAGAAGCGAACGGCGUCCGACGUGACAGGCGGUCAUGUUGGAACUAUUGAUGCUGUGUCCGAAUUGCCCGCUCGGAUACUACAUGCUACUGCUACAUACUACUGCUAGAUCCUACUCCUACAUACUAAACACGUUGGCCCAAUUCGGACACACUAGAUGAGCGGUGGGGAAAGACGACCCCCGCAGGCAGAGAGCAGGUACUGCGCCCGUGCAGACAAUGGUAACUGAAGCCCCUCAUCUGCUGGCCUGGCUGUAGUACUGCAGCUGUGCAGUUUAAUGAUGGAAUAAGUGAGCUUUACCUCCAUGAUGUCGCCACAUAUUUGCUCAUAAAAUGAUUACUUGGGCAAAUAUGACACCAUAGCUGCGUCCGAAUUGCCAAGUAGUAGUCGAAGUAGUAGUCGAAGUAGUAUCUAGCAUGUCCGAAUUGGCCACCGGAGCGAGUAGCAUGCUACUUCAGAUACUACUUCAGAUGCUAGACACGCCCACAUUGUAGGUUGGUCUCGGUGCAUCCUACGGGCAUGCUACUGACCCAAAAUGCACCGCGGGCUUCUUCUUCGUCCUCUUAAAGGUUGUAGAAGCGCAUGUGAUGCUAGCGCCACCAGCUGCUCUGCCUAUUUAAAAGUGUCGCGAACGCUGGCUGACCACAGCAGCGUGCACCAUGUCGGAGCAGCAGCAGCAGCAGGCGGGUCCGCAGCAGUACAGAUGUAAGUUUCAUGUAACUUCACACACUGUCCUAAAAAAUGUGCGGUUGUAUCAUUUUGUCAUGUCAUGGUGUCAUAUUUGCCCAAGUAAUCAUUUUAUGAGCAAAUAUGUGGCGACAUCAUGGAGGUAAAGCUCACUUAUUCCAUCAUUAAACUGCACAGCUGCAGUACUACAGCCAGGCCCGCAGAUGAGGGGCUUCAGUUACCACUGUCUGCACGGGCGCAGUACCUACUCUCUGCCUGCGGGGGUCGUCUUUCCCCACCGCUCGUGUAGUGUGUCCGAAUUGGGCCAACGUUUUUAGUAUGUAGGAGUAGGAUCUAGCAGUAGCACGUAGCAGUAGCAUGUAGUAUCCGAGCGGGCAGUUCGGACGUAGCACAUGACAUGACAAAGAGAUACAACCGCACAUUUUUUAGGACAGUGUGUGAAGUUACAUGAAACCGCCAUGGUGCGCGCUGCUGUGGCCAGCCGGCGUUCGCGACGCAUCUAUGCUGGUGGCGCUAGCAUCACAUGCGCUUCUACAACUUUUAAGAGGACGAAGAAGAAGCCCGCGGUGCAUUUUGGGUCAGUAGCAUGCCCGUAGGAUGCAGCGCGACCAACCUACAAUGUGGGCGUGUCUAGUAUCUGAAGUAGUAUCUGAAGUAGCAUGCUACUCGCUCCGGUGGCCAAUUCGGACAUGCUAGAUACUACUUCGACUACUACUUGGCAAUUCGGACACAGCUCAGGUGUGGCCUCUUCAGAUCUGUGCGCGCACACGUAAAGGGGGUGGGGUCAGUUCCACCACUCCAAUCUCCACAAUGGAGAAGGUUGCACGUCAUUUUUCACAGCCGAGGAACAGAGCAUUAUUUUACGAGGAGUACCGCAACAUUAUAACAGCGAGGAGCAGGACAGCCACAGCCGCUAAAAACUGGAGGGACUGCUGGCAAAAAAAAUCACCGGUUGUGUAAAUUACAUUUGUGCGUUCAUAAAUUUAUGGCCCCCUAAUAUGUUGUCAUGCAGCGUGUGUGAUCACCACCAUCAUUGACCUCAUUAUUUCAGAUACAACAGCAGUGGGGAAAAGAGUACGUGGGAGCAAAUAAAAAUAAAUCUAAAAACAUCCAUUAAAGUAGUUUGUAAGUUUAUUGGAAGAUUUUAUUUGUACAUAUUUCAACGCGUAAACAGCGAUUUCCUCACACUGCCUUUUUUUUCUUCAUCAUCUGAUGGUCACGUCAUCUGCAGACACAUUUGGGGUUAAGAGGAGUUUUCUAAUCUGCUUCAAUAAAUUCUGAAUGAUGACUGAUAUGCUGCAUGAAAUUGGAACCUGGAGCUUGGCAAAUAUUUGUGCAUUGCUUAGACUUCAUGCUUUAUUGAGGACGUCCGAGGAAAACCUGUAACGUUCAUAGAGAACGUCAUCAGGUAAAUCAAACGGAUUUGAACGAUCAUAAAUAAACGCGAAGCGCUCCUCUCACUAUCGGUGCAACGAUGUUCCCGGGAUCCGGCAAAAGUGGGCAAGUCAUUUUCCAAGAGAUCCGAUUGGUCAUUGGGCGGUCUUUUAUACCUGCUGAGCUCUUAUCCUGAAACAUAACCUGCUCCGGAGCAGGUUUGGCGUUCCGCGUAAGUUACCGGGGCAACGGACCCGGAUAAAAAGAGAUCCACCUCCGUAGUACAGGCCUCAGGUCACGUACAAGUAAGAGUAAGGCGACCACUUGAGGUUUCUAAUGGCUCAUUUUUGAGCUCAUGUUGUGUGAUGUGUGUCCCUGGUGUUCCUGAUUUUGACAUCUAACUGACUGUCGAGUUAUGCUUUAUCUUUCAGUGCUGGAUACCGUCAAAGUGGUGGUGAAGGAUGGGGGUGAUGCCAUCUUACCCUGCUCUCUUGGCACCAAGGACAACAUAAAGUCACAAGUGUUUGACUGGAAGAAAGAUGAUCACAUAGAGGUGUUCUUCUAUGAAGCAGGCCUUUAUUACGGUAAAGGCCGUACAGGUCAAGACAAGCAGUUUGAAGAUCGAGUCUCAAAUUUUGAAGAUGAACUGAAGAAUGGAAACGCCUCCAUCAAGAUCUCAAAGACCAAGGUGUCUGACAGUGGAAACUACAGCUGUUUUUUUCCACAUCGUCCGCAGAGUCAAAAAGUUCAUAUCCAGCUUUUUGUGGGUGAGUUCUCCAAUCAAACUGUUAUUCUUUAAAUAUGAGUUCUCAAGCUAUUCAGGCUCCUCUCACAAGUAUGUCUGAUUAAAAGACAAUUCAGACAGCUGCAAACUGAAUAUCAAAGAUAAGUUAGUUUUAUGUCAGUGAAGGAUCGUAAUCAGGUGAAGAGCAUAAACUUUUGGUUGAAGUUGCUCAUGUAGCUAAUGUCAUUGUGCACAAACUGUCUUUUUUUCAGAAUCUGUCACUAGAGAUCGAUCAGGAGAGAAUACAGGUGAGCAAUAAUGUCUGUGUGUCUGGAUUAUGGGUGCCACAGCUCAUAGGGCUCUUCUGACAGCAGGACUGUGAUAUAUGACUUUCAGACUGACCUGAGCGAUUGUCCUUGCAGUGCAGCUUAGUGUGGAGGAGACAGACAAUAAUGAAAUCCAGAACAGCUGCAUGAGCAUGAUUUGUGGUUUGAUUACAUGUACAAAAACAUGACUUAAAGCCAAACACCAACAACAACAGCUUCCAUAGUAAACUUCCAUAUAUGGUGAUAUCAGUCAGACUAGUGCGUCUACAUUAGGGAUAAACAGAAUAAUUAAACCAUGAACAGCGUUUUGACAUAAACAGCAUCAUGAUUGGCGUCACAGGGGCAAUAUCACAUUUUUUUUCACAUUCCCAAUGACAGCAAAUCACAUCGCAAACAGCCAUUGGCUGAAGUUUAAAUUCUGUUAUGAUGCACAGAAUAAUGCGGUUUAAAAAUAGUAUUAAAAUGUUUAACUUUUAUUUUUUUUCUCACUGUUUCAGAAAUCCAAAAGUCCCUCAAGGUGAUAAUUUCCUGGGACGAACAAUUUUCUGUCAAUUAAAAAUAUCCACCAAGUUCAGCAAUUUGGUUUCUCAUAUGUAGGUUAAAUUGUUGCAUUUUGUCAAAAGCACAGUACUGACAUAAAUAAAAUAAUGUGAAUAAUCUGCAUGGCUAGACAGCACUCACAAUAUCAGCAUCGGCCAUUGAAAAACUGGUAUCGGCUGACCACUAGUCUACAUGUUUUUUUAAAUGUCUGUGCAAUAUAUUUCGAUUUCGGUAUUUGAAAUGGCGCCAACUACUGGUAACUGAUAGGAGCUGUUACAAACAAGCACAUAAACAUGCAGAGGACAGCGUGAUCAGCUGUCUGAUCUGUUUGACAUGUCCAGAGAUUGAUGUGAUUUCCCUGCAGUUAUGCUGCUGAGCCUCAUCCAUGAUCAUGAGUAUCACUUAUAAAGAAGGAAGGAAGUAGUUUUUCUGUGCAGCAGGUUUGUUUUGGUGGCUUUUACAUUAUCGGCCAUGGAUUUUAUACUAAGUCCUGUAUGUGGUCUGUGUGUUCUGGGGGAAGGUUGAAGAACUGGGUCUAUUUAAAUAUGCCCACUGAGAUAUGUUUUCUACAUAGUAAUGUGUCUGCCUACGGAUGGAUCUAGCAGUAAAUAGGAAUGAAAGCUGACACUGUGAUUGAUAAAAAUAGUGCUCUGUCCUCCAAAAAUACCCAGAUGAACAAUUAAGGGACUAAAUCCAACCACCCCAGUCAUCAAAUUAUGGAAAUCAACUCACAAAGCCGACACUUGGCCAGCACUUGUAAACAAAUCUUAACCACACAAACAGUCAGUGAGAGUACAAACACAAUGACACGUCAAUACAAAACUCCAUUAUUUUCAUUCACUGCUCUUCUUUUUCUGUUCGCUCACAGCGGCAUCUCCAAAACCUUACAUAGAGACUCUAAAUCAGACACAGGACUCGGCUCUGCUGCAGUGUGAGGUUCAGCAAGCUACCCUGAAACCCAAACUGGAGUGGCUGGACAGUUUGGGGAGUGUCCUUAAGAGUGAAGAGGUUCACCUGCCUAACACAGGAAACAAACAUCACAUCAUCCUCCAAAUGAAUGUGACCCAGACCGGCCACUACCACUGUGUGCUCAAACAGGAGGAGAUUCAGCAUGAGACCACUGCUCAGACCUUUGUGUAUAUAAACGGUAGGUUUCUUUUGGUUUUGUCAUUAUUAGGUUUGUUAAAUAAUCAAUAUUUUUAAUUCUGAUUAAGUGCUAACAUUUUUUUGUCUCCUUAAAUGUGUCUCUUUCUCUCUUGUUAACAUGGUUGUGAAAUAAUUUGCAAAUGUCUAUUAUUACUGCAACAAUCUAAAACAUGGACAGAUACAGUCUAGAAAACUCCAGAAUAACCUCAAAGGUACUGCAUGCUCAAAAUACGCGCUGAAGUGUAACAUGACAAACUCAAGCAACAACAGACUGGCAGACUGACAGGACACACACAUUAAACACCACCUCCCUUUGAAGCAGCUCAACACAAAAGGAUGGUGCAUAGUGGUGGGCAAAACCGGUCAUUUCAGUGAACCGGAUCAUUCCGGGUCGUUCAGUAAAAAGACCCGUUCAUUUCGUUCUUUUCGGUCAUUUCGGUCAAUCGGUCAUUUGUCAGUCCGCUCGUCGUCGUUGUGCCCCCCCCCCCAAAAAAUAUAUAUAAGGUUUUUAAUGGUUUUUUAUUAUUUUGAGGUGCAUUAAAAACAUUAAUAAAAAGUACAAAAUGUCAACAGACAGGGCAAAUGCGUAUUAAUAGUUGUCUCUCUGCCUCUGGCUGCAGCAGCAGCUGUGUGCCUUUGCGUGUGUGUGACUGUCCCGCUCGCUCCGGCUCGGCUGUCGGGCCUCGUGCGGCGGCCACUCAACUCGGUCUUUCAGUCAACUCGUUCAUCUGUCUGCAUCUUUCGUUCACUCGGUCUUUCAGCCAACUCGUUCACCGUCUGGAUCUUUCGUUCACUCGGUCUCUCGUUCAACUCGUUCAUCCGUCUGGGUCUUUCGUUCACUCGGUCUUUCGUUCAACUCGUUCAUCCGUCUGGAUCUUUCGUUCACUCGGUCUUUCAUUCAACUCGUUCAUCGGUCUGGGUCUUUCGUUCAACUCGGUCUUUCGUUCAACUCGGUCUUUCGUUCAACUCGGUCUUUCGUUUAUUUGACCCGUUCUUUCAGUCAACUAGGUCUUUCGUUCAUUUGACCCGUUCUUUCAGUCAACUAGGUCUUUCGUUCAUUUGACCCGUUCUUUCAGUCAACUCGGUCAUUCCGGUCUUUCAGUCAGCUCAGUAGUACUGCUGCUGCUUCUCUAAGCCCCACCAGGCAAGCAGUCCCUCUUCAGCCAAUCGAAAGAACUGAACGGAUUGAACGGGUCAUUUAGGGGGGGAGAACUAGUUAAUUUCGUUCAUCAAAAAGAACUAGUUCUUUUGAUCCGUUCGUUCAAGACCGACACACCACUAAUGGUGCAUCACAACAACAUACAUAUUUUACAACAAGCACACAGUUCAGUAAAAUUUUCCACCACAGCAUGUGUUGAUCACGUAUCAAUAUAUUUAGUGCAGUUAAUAGGGAAUUAGCUCUCAUGCAUCAUUGAUGUGUUAUAAUGACAUUGACUUUGACAAGCAUUAUCAUAGGAAAUCAACCACUUCCUUGGACAAAAUAGUUUUGUGUAAUCUGAACAGUGAACUGCACUCAAAUACGGUUUCAUUGUGUGAGUUUUUUUGUGGUUCAUGUGAAUAAAUAAUUUUUUUUUUCUUGGUCUAUGGAGCGCUCAGUUCUGUGACUCAGUUUUAAUUUGUUGUAAUCUCUUAACCUUGAAAAACUUGACUGGGACUUGCUGCUGCACUUGAGACUUGGGGCUCUAUUUUUAUGCCCGCCGGCAGCUUGGUGGACGAUGGCGCACCCUGCGCAGUGGUAUUUUCGUCUGGCGGAGCCCGGUGCACAGCCAGUUUGGUAUUUUCGUAGACUGAGGUGCACCGAGGUCUGCCAAGCUGGGCGUGGUGGCGCGGUAGGGGGAGUUGUGGACAGAAUCAGCGGGCGCAGUGACAUUUUUGUGCCGAUGCCGUGGAAAGUGCGCUGAAAGCUCGCCGAUUCAAACCUGGUCAGCUUUCAGUGCAGACUGAGCACAGCUGGUCUAGUGGUAUUUUGGUAGACCGGCGGCAUAGUGCACAAACUUCACCGAUGCCUCACCGGCAGGUUUCCACAGUGUCAGGCACAUUUCAGUGCAAUAAAUAAUCAACAACAACCAUUUUUUUAUUGCAACUAUCUGAAUCAGCACAUACAUUUAGAUCUAUAUCGAUAUAUUCUGAUCCAUAUCUUAUCUGAUGAGUGCGUUUGGCAGGCGUUUGGACACAACCUGACUGAAUCAACACAGCUGAAACCACAUGAAAUUCAAUAUCCAGUAAAUAGUCACACACGAUGAAGUUAACAAGAUAUAUUUCCGAUUUUAAUGCCAUUAUUGAAAUUUAUGUUGUGAUCUGUGUGCACAACCCACCUUUGUCACGUGAGGUUUGAAUAUAUGCAACUUUAUGUGAGUGUCUUUAUUUGUGGAAAAGGGUGUUUGUCUUACCAGUGAGUCCAACAUUACACACACCAAAUCCAUCUGUGCUUAUAUGAGAGAGUGUGGCCGACGCCCUCUGCAGCGACACUUGUUGACAGGCUGCUUUUUGUCACCAUCAUGUGGCAUUGCUGUCUUCAACCGUCUCUUGAUCUCUUGCCGGUGGCGGAUUUAAAGGUGAGGAGAGGAGCUAAUGUGAUUGGUGAAAACAGGUCUCGGCUGUGUUAAACCCACUCGAUGCCUUCUCUCCUCCCUCUCUACGACUUACGCUGCUGGGUGGAGCUGAGUUAGGGAGGGGGGAUACUUACGCUGGGCUGCGCCGCUCACCAAAAUACCAAUGUGGGCUUGAGCAUGCCUUGUUGACGCGGUGGACCUGCUGGCAAGGCACAAAAAUCGAGCCCUUGGUCUAGACUUGUGGUCAAAGACUUGAGACUUAAACUUGCAAAACAAGUUACUUCCAUCUAUCUCUGUAAUACAGAUCCAUUGUGGUGUCAAAAUAGCUGUUUUGAUGUGUUUCAGAAAAUAUUCCUUGCCCCUACCUCUGGACUCUCCCUGCAGCCAUGCUGAUUGGAAUUAUUGUGUACGAAUCAUUUCGAGGGUUUGUUUUACGGUUCAUCCGCCGUCACAAAGGUAGGCCUGUUUCAUGUAUAAAUGUGUUUUUAGUUGUCCAUGUAGAUUCUCAUUCAUCCAGGUCAUGGUUAUCUUGAAGACUUAAAAACAGGCAAAUGGACUGUGUAGAGUUGAGAAGACGUUUCGCCUCUUAUCCAAGAAGCUUCUUCAGUUCUAAAUAUUGCUAGUGUGAGGAGCAGAUAUUUAUCUUACUGGAGAAGGGGGGCAAUUAACGACUGGGUGGAGUUGAAAAGAAUGGGUCGUAGAAACCCAUCUCUGGGUGUGUGUCCCCCAAAUCGUUAUACUGAAAGGGUCGUUAGCGACUCCUAUCAUGUGACCACGUGACUCAUGCCACCUGGGUCAUGUGGUUCCAGGUGUGAAUGUUUGUGGAGCUUCCUGGGGAGAGAGCUGAGAACUGCAUUGUAAGUGCCAGAGAGAUUGUGCCUGAGUCCACCCCCUCUGUUCAGAGAAGGUUUCUCCAGCCUGGUAAAGAUGGCUUCUUUAACUCCUCUUUCAAACCAUCUGUCUUCUCGAGCCAACACCUGUACAUUGCUGUCCUCAAAAGAGUGACCCGUAUCCUUCAAGUGAAGGUGGACAGCUGAGUCCUGACCUGAGGAAGUGGCUCUCCUGUGUUGAGCCAUGAGCUUGUGAAGCGGUUGUUUAGUUUCCCCAAUGGUCCGAGCAUUCCUCGCUGCACUGGACAGCAUACACCACAUUACUCUGUUUAUGUCUCGGAGUUUUGUCCUUGGGAUGGACUAGCUUCUGCCUUAGUGUGUUACCAGGCUUGAAAUGAACAGGAAUGUGGUGUUUGCCAAAGAUCCUCUUGAGUUUUUCCGACAGGCCUGCAACGUAAGGGAUUACAGUGCUCUUGCGUCUCUCCUCCCUUUCCUGUUCAGUGUUAUUUCUCUUUCUGUUCUUCACAAAGGCCCACUUAGGGUAUCCACAGGUUGUCAGGGCACAAAAGCACAUCAAAAAUGCCCUAGUUAAAGAAGCCAUCUUCACCAGGCUGGAGAAACCUUCUCUGAACAGAGGGGGUGGACUCAGGCACAAUCUCUCUGGCACUUACAAUGCAGUUCUCAGCUCUCUCCCCAGGAAGCUCCACAAACAUUCACACCUGGAACCACAUGACCCAGGUGGCAUGAGUCACGUGGUCACAUGAUAGGAGUCGCUAACGACCCUUUCAGUAUAACGAUUUGGGGGGGACACACCCAGAGAUGGGUUUCUACGACCCAUUCUUUUCAACUCCACCCAGGCGUUAAUUGCCCCCCUUCUCCAGUAAGAUAAAUAUCUACUCCUGACACUAGCAAUAUGUGUUUUUAGUUGUAAUGUCUCAAACUAAAGGACAGCAGCAACAUAAAACAAGAUUUUAGAGAGUAGAAAGAAAAGAGACUGGCUACUGUCAAUGGACCAAGGUGGGCUCAGUCAGCUUGUUCCUCCGAAGAAGAGAGCAGCAGCACCACAGGCCUGUUUUUGAAGAAGUAAAUCCAAGUUUCCCAGGGCCCAUUGGUUCAGAAGUAAUCUGAUCUGAUGGAACUAUUUUAUUGGAUCCAAUUUUAAUUUUUACUAAUUGAGAGUAAACCCCUUCAGGGUCCAUGCUGUUGUAUCCAACACAAAAGUCAUCAUGUUUAUGAUAUCAGCUACAAAGACUGAUAACAGCCUCUGGCUUCCUCUGACAGUGAGCUAAUCUCUGUAUGUUUCUGCAACAUCCAGGGCUUUUCUAAGCUUCAGAUAAAACUGGUUUAUUUAACACUCCAGAUAUAAAACAACUGUAAUAUAUUUUUUGUGUGCUUGCCCAAUCAGAGAAAAGCUACAAAUAGACGGCCAUGAUUGUAGUUUAUGGUGUAAAGAUUAUUAGGACUUGAUUUGACAUCCUUGGGAGAUAGAUUUUCUGAUUCCUCAGAUUGUCCUCAGAAAAAAGAUGCAUACCAUGUCUUAUACUGUUUUACAUUACAUGUCUCUUUAAAAUAAAGACCAGGCAUGGAAAAUAAGGGGACAAUUCCUUAGGCUUCAGAGGGGUGACUGGAGGACACAAAGCAACAAAGCUAAAGAAGAUUAAAAAAAUGCAGAAUAACCACUGAGAGAGAAAAAUAUACAAUAAAAAUAAAAUUGAUACUGAGUUAAUGUGCAAAUGAAGAAUUUUGAUGUCACUGAACCUUCUCUUUACCUGUUUGCUCCACUGUAUGAAUUCAUAGAUUUUGUGUAUUCUAACUUGUUUGACAUUUUAGGGAAGUUUUGUCAGCAGCUCCGUCAGGAGGAGAAAGGACCUGAUAAAAAAGAGGAUAGCGUUAAAUACCGUAAGUACACUUUAAAACUUUUUUGUACACUGGGCUUCAGUCUCUCAAUCGAUCCUUUUUUUUGAGUUCUUGCAGGAAAUGGAUAUAGAAUAUAUAAUAUAUAUAUAUAUAGUUCCUGAAUGUUUAAGGAUGUAAACCACUUGCAAACCACUGGCAUGUAUUUGGGAGUGCCCAGUAUUAGGACUCUUGGGCAGAAGUUCGUAAAGCAUUUGAUAGCAUACUUGAUAAAGAUCUGCCUCUGCAGGGGACAGCAUUGUUCUUGUGAAGUGUAGAUUCUUAGCUAAGACCUGCUGGACUGAGGGUGUUGUUAUACCCCUAUAGACAGAUUUUGGAGGUCCUGUAACACAGUCUUAUCUUGACACUUGCUUCAUUAUCUGUCCUUAAUUUUUCCCCCAUAUGCUUACAGUUACUCUCCUGUGUAAAUGGUUAAUAGUAAGUAAACCAUGUUUAUUUAGCGCUUUCUCAAGUCUUCUGACUACAUCAGCAUCACUGGGAGAAUGAACCUACCAGCACCGUGCUUCACCCUGCAGAUUCACACAGAUCUACCCAGUCUGAAUAAUCCCUCUCACUUUUUAGAAUAAACAGAAAACAGGACAUCUCUGCUCUAGUUAGAUACAAGUCGAAGUCUCAGUAUAGGACUUGUUUCAAAGGCAUUAAAUCUAAAUGGAUAGGUUAAAAAUGUAAAACUUCCACUGAUUUUUUUUCUCUCAUCUGCUGCAGGUUCUCCUGGUUCUAAAAAUGCUCCGGGGAUUACAUGUGAAUUACAUGAAUCCUUUCAACACAAGGCAGCUGGACAACAUGAAAAAGUGCCACCUUGUAAAUACUGA
Messenger RNA from Xyrichtys novacula (pearly razorfish), 18013 nucleotides. The record is from the annotation of a GenBank genome assembly. Lineage: Eukaryota; Metazoa; Chordata; Actinopteri; Labriformes; Labridae.